This is a messenger RNA of Symbiodinium necroappetens, 1830 nucleotides long. NCBI's taxonomy places the organism in Eukaryota, Dinophyceae, Suessiales, Symbiodiniaceae. The record is from the annotation of a GenBank genome assembly.
AUGGAUCUGGGCCGACGGCUCACGAAUGUCGCCUUCAUCACCUUUGCGGCCUUCUUUGAGGGUUUCUUUCCCUCAGUGUUUGUGCCUUUCUCAUUAUUGGUGCAACGAACAGCUGAGCCGCAGGAACUUGAGAGAGCUGCCACACAGACCAUGGACAAGCUUCAUGCCUGCAAAAAAGGUUUGGCCCAGAUCAAGAAACUCGUACUGGUGAGCACACUGCUCAGACAGCACUGCACUCCGGGUGAAGUCGUUCGGCUGUUGGAUGCAUUUUGCUAUACGAAGGCCUCUCGACAAGUUUCCGGAUUCCUUGCAGCAGUGAUGCGCAUUGUGUUUAUGCUUCCGCCGAAGCUGCAGAAUGUUGCCCUUCAGACAACAGCUUACGAAGGUGAUGAACAAUACCACUGUUUGGGGCCGCACUGCCAGUGCCUGCAACAAAACCGCANNCGCAUGGCACGGAACCCUUAUCCCGAAUUGGGUGAAAACCAAGUCUACAUCCGCAUUUACUCCCAGCGCGGACGGAGGGGUCAGUCACGACGAAUCAGAGUGCCGCUGUGGACGGUGAGCGGUGCAAUCGAGGACCACCCUGAGCGGCCAAGGGUGCAAAAGCACUUACGGAGUGGUGAGGUUUUGCUUGGUGCAAACGCCAUGCGACCCCACAUCACAGAGGCUGCAGGGUCACGUUGUCAAGUCCCUGAAUUGGUCUAUGCGGUGAGCAAAGACAUUUUGGCGGCUUGUGAUAGCGCUUCGUCAUCCAUCGACGCCUUUAUAGGUGAGCUCGAAGAAAUGUUCAAGCAUGUAGGGGUGAACGACGACAUGCAGGAGGUCCGCAACCUUGGAGGUGAAGCGUUUGACUGGAAUGCGGUCCUCCACCCGAAUCAGGUCAGCCUUCGCUCCAACGGUGAGGCCUUCAGACGCUUCACGGCCGUCCUUCUGCCUUUCCUCAAGAACAGCAGGUGGCCCGAGGGUGAAGUCUUCGCUGGAGUGAGGCGCAGCUGGGACUUGUCGGAGGGUGAGCUGCUUGCGCAGUACAAGAUCUUGAUAAUGCGGAUGAGACAUGCGGCCACCGCUUCGAGGUCAACACCACGUGACGUUGCGGAGGCGGCGCAGCGCUGGAAAGUGGCCGAGAGGUUCAGGGUGAGGCCUGUUGUCACGCUUCAGGCGUUGUGGUCUUUGCGCCGCUUUUUGCAUUGUGGACAUGCGCAGCAGUGCAAGCUGCUGCAUCUGGUGUCGGCCUUCCUCUCCGAGCCUGACAAGGGUGACUUCUUCGUCACCAACGGUUUGGGUCAUCCUGGCAACGGCCACAGGGUGACGGGCAAGAGAGCCAAGACUGAGAUCUUGCAACAUAGCUGCCGGGGGACGAUCGCAAGGCUUUUGCAAGGCACCAUGGCGGGGAAACUGGUGAUGAUCCUUGACUGCGAGGUGAAGAUCGAUUAUGGGGCUGUCGCUAAGGACCUGACACUAUUUCCAUGGUUUGCUGUGGGAAAAGGGUCCAACGGUGAUGCUCCCCAGCUUUCGCUGCAGCAUUCGCCUUGCUGGCACGCGGUGAGGGUUUUUCACAGGUACAGGAUGCUUCACAUGCCAGAGGCUUCCGUCGAGCGAAUAGGGUCAAUUCUCCAUCACCAAUUUCACACGAUGCAGCUGCUUUCGCCUGCGCAAGCCGUUGACCGCGCNNCUGCUUGCGCAGGCAAUGGUGAGCUGCCUGGGUCAAGAGAGAGACGAAAUGGUGAAAUCUUGCGUGGCCAAGGCUAUGAAGGACAUGCGAAGGGUGAAAAUGGUGAGGAAGACCACCCAGGUUCAACAGGUCUCCAACCGUGUGGAGGCACUGGGUGA